Messenger RNA from Ahaetulla prasina, 8308 nucleotides. RefSeq names its product ATRX chromatin remodeler (gene ATRX). The record is from RefSeq and is a predicted model, not a curated record. Lineage: Eukaryota; Metazoa; Chordata; Lepidosauria; Squamata; Colubridae. Gene Ontology annotation, molecular function: ATP binding; ATP-dependent chromatin remodeler activity. The transcript is spliced from 35 exons. Bases 875 to 8158 code for a protein of 2427 amino acids.
AUGAGAGUAUGGCAGUGGCCUCAUGACUCGCUGUCCAAUUCAGCCAUCCAGGCACUCGCCUCUGGCCUUGCUUCAUGCAGAUCUAGGGAACCAGAGAAGACACGCCCUGGGCGAUCAUGCACAAUACGUUUAAUAGUUUGCCUAUCAGCAUCACAAUUGCAGCCCGGGGAAUUUUUCCAUCCCCACUACAGGGCAGAGGCACUUCUUCCAGUACCAUACCUAUUUCUGUUCAAUUUUGUCCAGCUAUAGCAAGGCAAGACAAAACCAGGUGAUUUGGUAGAAGAAUCACUAAUGUCACAAAAAGGUAUUUUGGAGUUGGAAGGGACCUUGCAGGUCAUCCAGUCCAACCCCCUGUCCAAGCUGGAGACCCUGCACCAUUUCUGACAGAUGGCAGUCCAGUCUCUUCUUGAAAGCCUCCGGUGAUGAAGCUCCCGCAACUUCCGAAGUGAAGACAAGAUGGUUAGCUACGGUAGAAUGUUUUCUCAACAGUAAAAAUGUUAAAUGCAAAAGUUUUUAGAAAGGCAUACAAUGUGUUUUGAAAUAAGUGAGAAGAAACGAUGCCUUAAGCUUUGUCAAACUAGGUGUGCAACACAAUCAGCCUGUUACAGGUGUAACGUCAAGACUGCCUCUUGCCUGCCUUGAACGAGGCACAAGGAGUUUGCCUUUUGCAUUGGGACAGACGGCCGGAGAGCGCUCGGGGACCCUGCAAGCCGACCUCCGUUUCAGUGACGUCAUGCGGCGUGACAACAGCCGACGACAGCCGCCAUAGCAGCCAAUCGCAAGCGGAAUAGAGGAGCGAUGACGCAAACCGCCCUAGUAACAGCGCCGACGUGACCUGCCCAAUCGAAAAAAAGAUGCCAGUCCCCGAGAGCCAAUGGCGGGACGCGGAGUGAAAGAGGUAAGGCGGGGGAGGGGCCUUCCCUCCUCUUUUCGCCGACAAGAUGGCGGUGGUGGCGAAGGUGGCGGGGUUGGUGGCGCCAACGGCUUUGUUUCCUUUCAGCGCUUGAAGCUGGCCGCCCCCGGCCCGGCCGCGAGGGACAACGACGGAGACAUGUCCGCGGAGCCCGCGAGUGAAAGCAAAUUGAAUACAUUGGUGCAGAAGCUUCAUGACUUCUUGGCUCACUCAUCGGAAGAAUCGGAGGACGCAAAUUCUCCUCCAAGAUUAUCUAUGAACAAAAAUAUAGAUAGUGACAGUAUGCCUGGAAAUAUUCCAGCCCCAGUGGAAAACAACAAGGAAGAGGGUAGUAGCUCUUCUGAAAGAUCCAAAUCAUUAGGAUCAUCGCGCUCCAAAAGAAAACCCACAGUAGUAACAAAAUAUGUUGGCUCAGAUGAAGAACAAACUUUAGAUGAAACCAUUAUUCAAGAUGUUUCAAAUGAAAACUCGGAAAAUGAAGUUGAUAUGAAAAGUUUGCCAAAAGGAACUAUUGUUGUACAACCAGAGCCAGUACUUAAUGAAGACAAAGAUGACUUUAAAGGACCUGAAUUUAGGAACAGAAAUACUGCUAAACUAAAACCAGAAGCUCAGAAGAAGCGAGGAGAGGAAGGGCUUCAUGGAAUUGUUAGCUGUACAGCUUGUGGUCAGCAGGUGAAUCAUUUUCAAAAAGAUUCUAUCUACAGACAUCCAACAUUGAAAGUUCUUAUAUGUAAGACUUGCUUCAAAUAUUAUAUGAGUGAUGACAUCAGCCGUGAUGCAGAUGGAAUGGAUGAACAGUGUAGAUGGUGUGCUGAAGGUGGAAACUUAAUUUGCUGUGACUUUUGCCAUAACGCAUUCUGCAAAAAAUGUAUAUUGCGCAAUUUAGGCCGAAAGGAGCUGUCAACUAUAAUGGAUGAAAAUAAUAAAUGGCAUUGCUAUAUUUGUCAACCAGAACCUUUGCUGGACUUGGUCACUGCUUGUGAUAGUGUAUUUGAAAAUUUGGAACAAUUAUUACAGCAAAAUAAGAAGAGAAUCAGAGUCGAGAGUGAUAAAAGUAAAAUGUAUGAUAAUUCCCUUAAAUAUUCUUCAAAGAAAAAUAGUUCAAGUUGUAAUGGAGAAGAAAAGAAAUCAGAUCAUCCAUAUUCUGGUGUUCUAACUUAUUCUUAUAAAGCUCUAAUGGUGCCAAAAGUACUGCUGAAAAAAACAAAAAAGCUUGCUGAAACCACAACUAAUAUGAAUGCUAGUUUUAUAAAGUUUCUCAAGGAGGCCACUGAAAAUUCUGAAAUAAAUAGAACAGUACAUAUACGUCAGCUAAAGGCUUUUAAGUCUGUGUUAAAUGACAUUAAAAAGACUCACGCAGCAUUGGAGGAAGGUCUGAACCUAGAGAUUCAAACUCUGGGUGCUAAAUUCAAACAGAAACAUACCAAGGAGAAAGAAACGGAAAUUAAAAUGAGUAACAGUGAAAUGAAAAGAACUGAAGGAAAAGAAUGCAAAGAAACUAAAACUGUAUCAGAAGUCAGUGAGCCUUCCAGUGAUCAGAGUGUGCCAGUAACAGAGCGGACGGGAAACAAAAAAUUGAACUGUAAAGAUAAAAAGACUGGCAAAAGUGAAGAGCUUCAAUAUAAACCUAAUAACAUUGAAGCAACAGAUAUGGACAUUGUUUCUGUUCCCUCAUCUGUUCCUGAGGAUAUUUUUGAAUCCUGUAUGGAUGUGCAGAAAGCAGGUGGACAGAGUAUUGUAAACAGAACAGAACAUGGUUCAGGAAAUACUAAUAAAUCUAAAGAUAGUAAAGGUGGGAAUAAGUUGAUGCAUUCUCCCAAAGUUAAGAAGGAAUUGGUUGUAAAAUUGACACCAGUUUCUUUGUCUUGUUCUCCUGUGAAACCUGAGGAUUCAGAUGAAAAACUGGAAAAGGGAGAGGACAAAGAAGAUGGAAAAGAAAAUUGUAGUUCUGAAUGCAUGCCAGAAAAAGAUUUCCUUUCACAGGUAGAAGAUCUCAGAAGGUCUCCACGAGUUAAAACUACACCUUUAAGGCGUCCAACAGACAUAAAUACCUUAACUUCUAAUUCUGAGGAAGAUAGCAACGAACCGUAUGGUGAAAAGUAUGGCAGAAAAACCACACCGUCCAAAAGGAAAAAAGACAAGGAGAGUUCUCCGAGCGGCACCAUUUGCAGUCCUUCGUCAAACAAAGGGCUUGCUGGAGACCCCAGUUCGGAUUCUGAUGAAAUGCCUGCUGUGCUCCAAGAGGUGGCCAUGAUGAGCCAGAAUUCUUCAGAUCCUGAUAGCAGCAAUGAAAUACCCAAAGAGGCACUAAAUACAUUAAAGAAGAGAAUGGUGAAGGAAGAUAAUGGAAAACGAAAAAGGAAAAGUUCUUGUUCUGGUUCAGAUUUUGAUGCUAAGAAAGGUAAUUCAAAUAAAGUAUUAGGUGCUGCUAAAAAGAAACGCCAGAACUGCUCAGAUUCUUCUCAUAAUGAUUCUGAAUUGGAAAGAGAAAAUACAACAGAAACAGAGCAAACAAAAGAAACUACAAAAGAAAUACCAAAGAACGAGAAUUACAUUUCUGUGGAAGAGGAAUUGCCUAAAAAAGAAACGAGAGAAUCAAACCAGAAGCAGCAAGAUGAAUUGCCCAGUGAAGUUGAUGAAUUUUUAAUUUCAGACAAGGAGAAGGCAGGCAGCUCUUUGGAAGACACACCUGGUAAAGAGGCCUCUGUUAAAGAAAAGCGGGGCCAAAAUGUCAAAGAGACCACAUUGAGAGGAAGACGCAGCCUUUCCCCUAGAAAAGACAACAACAGCAGUGCUUCAGGCAAGCAAAGCAAACCAUGGGGGAAACUGCGGGAUUUAUCUUCCGAUGAUGCAGGACGGUCCCCAAAGCAAGAACAAAGUGGCGAGUCCUCAGAUGAGAUCAAGAAAGCCAAACAAGAAAAAGAAAAAGGCACAAAUGAGAGAAAGACCUCGGAAAGGAGGCAAAGUGAUUCCUGUUCUGAAAUGGAGAAGCCUUCUCUGGAGAAAGAAAGCUGCAGUGCUUCUGGAAGUAGCAGUAAAAACCAAAAAAUAUCUGAAGGAAAAACAGGAAGGAACUUAAGAGGGAGAACUUCUAAGAAACGCCAAGAGAAUGUCUCGGAUGCUGAGAAGUCUCCCCCAAACGAAGCGGUGUGUGACCCUUUGGAAGACAAUUUAAGUAAAAAGGGAGAGAAAGCUAAAGAAAAGAAGAAAAACCCUAAAAGGAGGAAUUCAAAAAAACCGAGAGGCGAGUUCCUGUCUUCUUCCGAUGAAGACUUCUAUGAGGAGAAAAAGAACAAAAAGAGAGGGACAGCUAAGAAGGGAAAUAGCAAAGGCGGCUGUAAAGAGACAGGGAAACGCGAGUUUAAAAAAACCAAGGACACAACUGUCAGUGCCGCCGCCACGUCAUCAUCAUCAGACGAAGCUGAAAACGAAAAUUUGAAUUCAGCGGGCGAGGAAAGCAGCGAUGAGCAGAAAAUAAAGCCAGUAACAGAAAGUUUGUUGGUGGACAGAAAACUGGGAUUUUUUCAGUCUUCAGGAGAUGAAGGAGAGCAUCAAUCUGCAGCUGUGCCAAUGGAAGAAGAAGAAGAUGACGAUGAUGAUCCUGAGAAUAGAAUUGCCAAGAAAAUGCUUUUAGAAGAAAUCAAAGCCAAUCUUUCCUCAGAGGAGGAUGCUUCUUCUGAUGAAGAAUCCAAUGAUGGGAAGAAAAAGAAAGGAAGGCGAGCCAAAAACAAAAGCAAUAGUGGAGAGAAUGAACAAGAAGAUGAGUUUGAAUCUGAUUCAGAUGCCGAAGAGGCCAAGAAACCUAGAUACAGGCACCGUUUGUUAAGACACAAAUUAACAAUGAGCGAUGGAGAGUCCGAGGAAGACAAAAAGGGAAAAUCUAAAGAGGCAAAAGAAGUUAAACGCAGAAAUAGGAGGAAGGUGAGCAGUGAGGAUUCGGAUAAUUCAGAAGCCAGUGAAUCUGGGAUUAGUGAAGAAGUGAGUGAAUCUGAAGAUGAUCAACGUCCUAGAACGAGAUCCGCCAAGAAAGCAGAAUUAGAAGAAAAUCAGAGGAGUUACAAACAGAAGAAGAAAAGGAGACGCAUAAAAGUCCAGGAAGAUUCAUCUAGUGAAAACAACAAGAGUAAUACUGAAGAUGACGAUAAUGAUGAUUCUAAAUCUCCCGGAAAAGGCAGGAAAAAAAUAAGGAGGAUUAUUAAAGAUGAUAAACUCAGAACAGAAACGCAAAAUGCAUUGAAAGAAGAAGAGGAGAGAAGAAAACGGAUUGCAGAAAGGGAACGUGAAAGGGAGAAGCUCAGAGAAGUCAUAGAAGUAGAAGAUACACCUUUGAAAUGUCCAAUUACAACUAAGCUGGUUUUAGAUGAAGAUGAAGAAACCAAAGAACCAUUAGUGCAAGUUCAUCCAAGCAUAGUGACAAAACUUAAACCUCAUCAAGUAGAUGGUGUUCAGUUUAUGUGGGAUUGCUGUUGUGAAUCUCUGAAAAAAACCAAGAAAUCUGCAGGCUCUGGAUGCAUUUUGGCUCACUGUAUGGGCCUGGGAAAGACCUUGCAGGUAGUUGGUUUUCUUCAUACUGUUUUGCUUUGCGACAAACUGGAUUUCAGAACUGCCCUUGUUGUGUGUCCGUUGAAUACAGCCCUCAACUGGGUGAAUGAAUUUGAAAAAUGGCAAGAAGGCCUAGAAGACGAUGAGAAACUUGAGGUCUCUGAACUAGCAACAGUGAAACGCCCUCAAGAGAGGAGCUAUAUGUUGCAAAGGUGGCAGGAUGAAGGAGGUGUCAUGAUCAUAGGCUAUGAAAUGUAUCGUAACCUUGCACAAGGGAGGAAUGUGAAGAGCAGAAAACUGAAGGAAAUAUUUAACAAAGCAUUGGUUGAUCCUGGCCCAGAUUUUGUUAUCUGCGAUGAAGGACAUAUCCUAAAAAAUGAAGCUUCUGCUGUUUCUAAAGCUAUGAAUUCUAUCAGAUCCAGGCGAAGGAUAAUUCUUACAGGGACGCCUUUGCAAAACAAUCUCAUAGAAUAUCACUGCAUGGUUAAUUUCAUCAAGGAGAAUUUACUUGGAUCAGUUAAGGAGUUCCGAAAUCGAUUUAUAAACCCCAUCCAGAACGGCCAGUGUGCUGACUCCACUCUAGUAGAUGUGAGAGUGAUGAAAAAAAGGGCACAUAUCUUGUAUGAAAUGCUAGCUGGAUGUGUUCAGAGGAAAGAUUAUACAGCAUUGACAAAGUUCCUGCCACCAAAACACGAGUAUGUCCUAGCUGUUAGAAUGACUCCCAUACAGUGUAAACUGUACCAGUACUACCUGGAUCAUUUAACAGGUGUUAGCAACAGCGGUGAAGGUGGAAGAGGCAAAGCUGGAGCUAAACUCUUCCAAGAUUUCCAGAUGUUAAGCAGAAUUUGGACUCAUCCUUGGUGUUUGCAGCUGGAUUAUAUUAGCAAGGAAAACAAGGGUUAUUUUGAUGAAGACAGUCUUGAUGACUUCAUAGUUUCUGAUUCUGAAGAAACGUCAAUGAGCUUAAGCUCUGAGGAAGAUACCAAAAAGAAGAAAACAAAGGGCAAGAAAUCUAAGAAAGACAGUAAUUCCAGCGGGAGUGGGAGUGACAAUGACGUGGAAGUGAUUAAAGUCUGGAAUUCAAGAUCUCGGGGAGGUGGAGAAGGAACGGUAGAAGAGCCAAUCAACAACCCUCCCAUCAUUUUAAAGACAGAGGAAGGUAAAAGUACUUCCUCCAACCCUGGCAGCCCAGCCCCUGAUUGGUAUAAGGACUUUGUGGUUGAUGCUGAUGCGGAAGUGCUUGAGCAUUCGGGGAAGAUGAUGCUCCUCUUUGAAAUCCUGCGCAUGGCCGAAGAACUUGGAGAUAAAGUCUUAGUGUUCAGCCAAUCUCUGAUAUCCCUUGACUUGAUAGAAGAUUUUCUGGAGUUAGCAACCCGGGACAAAGAAGAAGGAAAGCCAGUAAUAUAUAAAGGUGAAGGAAAAUGGUUCCGAAAUAUUGAUUAUUAUCGUUUGGAUGGUUCUACUACUGCUCAGUCAAGAAAAAGGUGGGCUGAAGAGUUUAACGAUGUAACCAACAUCAGAGGCCGUUUGUUUAUUAUUUCUACUAAAGCAGGAUCCCUUGGGAUAAACCUAGUAGCAGCAAAUAGAGUUAUUAUUUUUGAUGCUUCUUGGAACCCAUCUUAUGAUAUUCAGAGUAUCUUCAGAGUGUAUCGUUUUGGGCAAACUAAACCAGUAUUUGUGUAUCGAUUUUUAGCUCAGGGAACCAUGGAAGACAAGAUCUAUGAUAGACAAGUAACAAAACAGUCACUGUCUUUCCGAGUGGUUGAUCAGCAACAGGUUGAACGCCAUUUUACCAUGAAUGAACUCACAGAACUCUACACCUUUGAACCAGACUUACUGGAUGAUCCCAGUUCAGAAAAGAAGAAGAAAAGAGACACGCCCAUGUUGCCCAAAGACACAAUUCUAGCUGAACUGCUGCAGAUUCAGAAAGAACAUAUAGUGGGUUAUCAUGAGCAUGAUUCCCUUCUGGACCACAAAGAGGAAGAAGAAUUAACGGAAGAAGAAAGGAAGGCCGCUUGGGCUGAAUAUGAAGCUGAAAAGAAGGGUCUGACAAUGCGCAUCAACAUGCCAGCGGGGCCAAACAUGUUUCCCCCCAAUUUCACGUCUCAGACUCCAUAUAUUCCUUUCAACUUGGCGGCCUUGUCUGCGAUGAGCAACCAGCAGUUGGAGGACCUCAUUAAUCAAGGCAGGGAAAAAGUUGUGGAAGCAACGAACAAUGUUACUGGAGCAAGAAUUCAACCCCUUGAAGACAUUAUUUCCUCUAUAUGGAAGGAGAAUCUCACCCUCACAGAGACGCAGGUCCAGGCUUUGGCUCUGAACCGCCAGGCAGGCCAAGAGUUGGAUGUGAAGCGCCGAGAGGCGAUCUAUAAUGAUGUCUUGACCAAGCAGCAAAUGCUCAUCAGCUGCGUCCAGAGGAUCCUGAUGAACCGGCGGCUGCAGCAGCAAUUCAGCCAGCAGCAGCAGCAGCUCCCACAGCAGCACCCGCAGCUCUCCUACCAGCAGGCUCAGCAGGCGGCCAUGAGCCACCUGAUGAUGGGCAAGCCCCCCCCGGGCCUGAUGAUGAACCCCUCCAACUUCCAGCAGAUCGACCUCCGAGGAAUGUACCAGUCUGCUGCUGGGGCCCUGCACCCCCCGCCCCUGCAGCGAGCCCCUCCCCCCAUGAGUGGCAAAAGCCCAGGACCCUCCCAAGGGAAGCCGAUGUGAUUUUGCACUACCCGCUUGGAGGAUUGGGAAAAUCAGAGAAAGACAAAAAGAGAGAGAGAGAACUUUUUUUAUUUUUUUAGGAAUCAAUGGCUUAACAGAACUCAACUGUAUAAAUAGUUCCUCUCCCCUUACUCACACCUUCUAUUUUAU